Messenger RNA from Plasmodium falciparum 3D7, 7704 nucleotides. RefSeq lists its product as uncharacterized. The record is from RefSeq and is a predicted model, not a curated record. NCBI's taxonomy places the organism in Eukaryota, Apicomplexa, Aconoidasida, Haemosporida, Plasmodiidae.
AUGGUCAUCAUAUAUAUUUAUUUUUUAGUGUGUUCAAUUAUUAUAAGAUAUGUAAAAACAAGAAUUUCAUAUGAUGAGAUUAUAUCUUUUAAUAAUUUGAAUGAAAAAAAUGUAUUAACAUAUUAUAGUUAUGAUGACGAUUCUGAUGAAUGUUAUAUGUGGUAUUAUUUUAAAGAAGAUUUUUUUGAAAUAUAUUAUUUAAAAGAUGAAUAUAAUAUAAUAAAGAAAAAACAACGAGAAAUGAUUAACAAAGGUGUUAUCCAGACAGAAAUAUGGGACAAUAUGUAUAAAAAUAAUAUUGAUAAUAUUAAUAAUAUUGAUAAUAAUAAUGUGGAUUAUAAACAUCAUAACUUCUUGGAAAAUCCAAAUAAUAGUAACUCGUGGAUUCUUAGCGAUAAUAUUUGUUGUAAAGAAGUAUUAAUUUUUAUAGAUAAAGAAAAAGUGAAUUGUAAUAAAUCUUUAUCCUCAUUUAUCAUAAGAGUAAAUAAAAAAAAAGAAGAAGAAAAGAGUUAUAUUUCUGUUGAAUAUAAUGUAAGCAGUCACAUUUACAUUAUAGAUAAUGUUAUUAUUACAUACGCUAAUAAAACAGAGAAAAAAUUUUUAUAUAUUCUUACAGAUAAUAAUAAGAAAAUAAAUUAUCAUAAAAACGAUAUAUUUGAUAUGUAUUAUAAUACAAAAUAUGUAGAUUAUGUAAAAGUAUUAUUUAACAAGGUAAGAGGAUAUCAUGAAUUAAAUAUAAAGACAAAAGAUAAAAUAGGUAAAACAAAAAUCUUUAUUAUAUUAAGAAAUAAAUGUAAACAUAUAUUUAUUACUAUACUAUUAUAUAUAUAUGAACAUUUAUUUUUACUUCCUAAUAAUACAUAUGUCAUACCAGGAAAUAACAUAAAAUUAGUUUUAAGAAAAACAAAUUAUAAUCAAGCAUACUAUGAAAAAAACAAGGUAGUUAAUAAUUGUUUAUAUGUUUUUGCAAAACAUAAACAUAUUUUUAAAACUUAUAAUAUUAAUAUGCAGCCCUUAAAAAUGAAAAAAAAUAUAUAUAAACCUAAUUAUUACAAUGAUUAUGAUUAUAAUAAUAUUAAAAAAAUAUAUAAUAAUAUGUCUCUAUAUUAUGAUGAUUUCCCAGAACCAACAGCUCAACUAUAUUAUGAUAAAGUAAAACGGUCUGAACAUGAGCCUGAACAUUUAUCUUUUUAUCAUUAUUAUAAAUAUUUGGAAUUUAUAAAACAUGAACAAGUUAAAGAACAUAUAGAACUUAUGCAAUGUCUUAAAAAGUAUCAUAUAACAAAUUUUGGAUAUAAAUAUAAAAUUAUGCCUAGUGAUGAAUAUGAUAUAAUUAAAAAUGAUGUAAUACAAAUAAAAAAUAAUAAUAAUAAUAAAAAUAAUAAUAAAAAUAAUAUUUAUAAUAGUAAUAAUAUUCAUAAUAUUCAUAAUAUUCAUAAUACUCAUAAUAUUCAUAAUACUCAUAAUAUUCAUAAUACUCAUAAUACUCAUAAUACUCAUAAUAUUCAUAAUAUUCAUAAUACUCAUAAUACUCAUAAUAUUCAUAAUAUUCAUAAUAGUAAUGAUUAUAAAAUCAAAAUACACGUUUUAGUAAAAAAUGUACAAAAUAAUCAAUCCUUUUCUUCAAUUCUUUACAUAUAUAAUAUACACCAUAUAAAUAUUGAUUGCUUUUAUCCCUCCUAUAUUAUAUCACACAUGAUAGAAUAUAAUAUAAAUAAUAAAGAUAAAAAUAUACAGAAACAAAAUAAUAAGUAUUAUUUAGAAAAAAAUAUAAAAAGAUGGUAUGAAGAAGAUCCUUUUAUUCCUAUAGAAAUGUUAUACUUGAAAUACCAUUUUUUUUAUAAACAUUAUUAUUAUUUUAAUAAUUAUUAUAUAAAUAGAUAUUUUAAAAUAAAUAGAAAUAAUUCAAAUGAAGAAAAAAAAAAAAAGAAGGUAGGAACACCUGAAGAAAAAGUAAAUUUAUUAACAAACAAUAAAUAUCUUUGUUUUAUUAAAUUAGUAAGUGAUGAUAAAAACAAAGAAAAUAUAUAUUAUAAUAAUUUAAUAAAUUCAAAUGAUAAUAAAAUAAUAAAUUGGACUAUAACCCCUAUAAAAAAUAAUCUUAAUAUGAUCAAUAUGUACACAUUUGAAAAAGAGCUAGCUCAAUUAUUUUUAACAUUUAAUCAUAUGAAAAAAUCAAAUUUUUUAGAAAUAUCAUAUGACGAAUACAAACCAAUGAAACAAUAUAUUACAUAUUCAAAGAAAAUUAAAUGUUAUAUUAAAGAAGAUGUGUUAAUGUCUACUCUUUAUAUUCUUCCUGAUGAAACCAUUUAUUUUAAAUGUUCUGGAGGUCUUAAAAAUACUUAUAUCAUCAAUAUAUUUAAUAAAUAUGAUUUUAUUCAUAUACAUGUUAAUGAUAAAAAAAAUUUUAUCCAUUUAAAAGAAAACAAACAUGAGAAACAAAAAGGAAAAGAAAGACAUAAACAAAAUGGUUAUUCUAAGGAUAAAAAAAAAUAUCUUAAUUAUUUACAUAAUAAAUAUUAUAAUGAUAUGUUAUAUUUAAUAAUCAUACAAUUUUGUGAUGAACAUAAUGUUAAUAAUUGUUUUAUUUCCAAAAUAUAUAUAAUACGAAAUAUACAUAAUUAUUAUAUUGUAUUAGAAAAGAAUACAAUAGAAAUAAAUCAAACAACGAAAGCUUAUGUUUACAUGUAUUAUGAUAUAAGUAAAGGUUAUAAAGAAAGAAAAUAUAGUUUAUUAAAAUAUGCACAUAAUAAAAAAAAACAAAACAAAAACAAAAAUAAAAAUAAAAAUUUAGGUUUGAAUGUAAUACAUAAAAAUCAGAAGAAAAGAAAUGAUAAAAUGAAUGAAAAAAAAAAAAAAAAAAAAGAAAAAAAAAAGGAUGAUUAUUAUAAUAUUUAUAAUAAAUAUGAUAUGUAUAAUAAUAUAUACCAUAAGAAUGAUAUCAAUCAUUUGAAUAGUUCGUCACAUCUUGUUCCUCUAACUUUUUGUUUUUAUAAAAUACACAAUAAUUUAAUUAUUAAUUAUGAUAAAACAUAUACAGAUAUAAAUAAGAACGUUACCAAAUAUGCGAAAGAGAUAGAUCAACAAUAUAAAGAUUCUUGUGGCUAUUUUUAUAUAAAAGGGAAAAAAAAAGGAAAAACCAAGAUACAAAUAAAAUAUAUAAAAGGUAAAUAUAUGGAAUAUAAUAAUUUCAUAUUAAAUAUAGAUAUAUAUAAUAAAAUAAAUGCUUUGUUUUGUGUAGAUUUUGUAUGUAGUAAAUAUAUUAAACAUAACCAAUUUAUCCAUUUAAUCAUAUAUGAUGGUUUUAAUAAAAAAAUACCAUAUGAAAUAAAUAUUUCUUCUGAAGAUUAUAAUAAUAAAAAUAUAAUAAUAAUAAAAGAAAAUAAAAUAUUUAAUAAAUUAUUUAACAUAAGAGGUAGUUUAUUGUUUCAUAAUAUAUUUCUUGAUGAACAAUUUUCAUCUAUAUUCCAAAAUCAAUUUUAUAGACACAUAUAUAAUCCAAAGAAACAUAAUUAUCAAAAUGUAUGUUGUGAUGUCCAAUAUAUAAAAAAAAAAGAAAAUAAUAAUAAUAAUAAAAGUAAAAAAAAUGAUUACAGUGAGAACAAUUAUUAUUUUGAUGAUGAUAAAUAUUUAUAUAAACAAUUUAUUAUUUUCUCAGAUGAUAAUACAAACUUUUAUCCAGUCAAAUUGUAUAACAGAAAAUUAUUCGAGUAUGAUUUUAUUUUUAAUUAUGCAUUUAACAAAGAAUCAAUAAACAACAACAAAAAAAAAUAUAUUAAUAAAAAUUAUAAUAAAAUGAAUUAUUUGUGUUCAUGUAGUAAAUAUGCUAAUGUGUUACUUCGUCAAAGAAAUUAUUAUAAAAAUGAAAAACAAAAAAGGGGGAAUAUAUAUAGUGAUACAUAUAGUGAUAUAUAUAAUGAUAUACAUAGUGAUAUGUAUGAUGAUAUGUAUAAUGAUACACAUAGUAAUAUUUAUAAUGAUAUGAUAUCAUAUUAUGAUAAUUUCGUUUCUGUACAGAAAUAUUAUUUUAUUUAUGGUACGUAUGAAAAAAAAGGUCAUAAUACUUCAAAUAUAAUAAUACAAAUGAAAGAUAAAGAAAACAAAAAUAUUAAGAGUACUAAUUUUUUCCCAGUACAUAUUACAUAUCCAUCUUCUAUUCAAAUGGUUAUUUUUGAUAAGCACCUUGAUAAAUUAUAUGCUAUACAAGAUAUGAUAAUUCCCAAAAAAGGAGAAAACAACAAUCAUAAUAAUAUAACAAAUAAUAUAACAAAUAAUAUAACAAAUAAUAUACAAAAUAAACAAUAUCAUCAUAGUUGUAAUCCUCUUUAUAAUUUUAAUAUUUUGUCAUUGUAUAAUAACCAUAAUUAUUUUUUUAAAACUUUUCUUAUAGACGACAAAGAAAAUGUUAUAUUAACAAAUGAAAAAUUUACAUAUACUCUCAAGCCGUUCUUGAGAAAUUUUCAUCCAGUAUGUUAUAAAAAUAAAUCACAUUAUCUAGAAAAUGAACAAAACAUAAGGAAAAUUAUUAUAAAUACAAAUAAUAGAGUAUUAUUAAAUCAUACAUUGCAAAAUAAUUAUAAUAAGAACUUAAAUAAAUAUAGUCAUACUAACAAUCAACAUAUUAAUAUACAUAAUUAUUAUCCCUCAUUCUUAUUCUUGUCGUUAAUAGUUGAAUAUAAAUAUAUAAAAGAUGAAGAAACUUAUAUAUAUGAAAAGGAAUUAUUCAUUACAUUUUAUGAUCAAAUAUAUAUAAAUAGUUUGACACAUUUAUAUUUGUUUUAUUCUCCUUUAGUUUAUUAUAAGAUAUAUGUAUGUAAUAUACAUAAAGAUUUUAUUUUUGAUUAUUAUUUUAAAGGCAAAUAUUAUAAUCAAAUAAAUGUAAUAUUUAACAAUGAAUAUGAAUGUGAAGAUGAUAAAGAUAGAUUUCUUCAAAAUAUACCAUCAUAUAUGAAAAAAUUGAAACAGACAUAUAUUAUUAAAGAAAUUGAUAUGGUCAAAAAAACGGAUACAUCUUUUAAUAAUAAUUGUUCUUCUUUAUAUAUUAAUUCUACAUAUAUAAAUGAAGGUAUAUUAUAUAUAUAUAAUAAUAAUAAACAUUUUUUUGAAAUCAAACCAUCUCAUUUAAAUAUAUCCUAUAAUGAAAUAUCACACAUAAAAAUUUCCUUGUCCUCUUCAUUUUAUAAUAUGAAAGAUUUACUUAUUUUAAGACUAGAAUUUUUUAAUAAAUAUAAUCAAAAAUUUGUUAAUCAAAUGCCUUUACAACUUUUCAAAAUAAAAUUAUUAUAUAAUUAUAACAAAAUUAAUUUAAAUCUUAUACAAAAUGAUUUUAAGAACUCUAAUUAUAAUAUUAUCAAAAAUAUUAAAUCUUUAUUUGAACAACAAAAUAAAGAAGAUCAAGACAUGAUCCUUUCCGAUGUAUUUUAUUAUAUAGAUUGUCAAAUCGUAGGUACAUACUAUAUACAAAUUGAACUUACAUAUGAUAAUCCAGAAAUUAAUAAUAAGAAAUUUAAAUAUAAAUCUAUAAUAUCUAAUAUGGUACAUUUAUUAGUGUAUUCACCUGGAAAAUUAUUGCACAAUUAUUAUGAAGAAAAGCAACUUGCGGAAUUCCAAAAAGGAAAACAAAAAAAAAAACAAAUGCAAAAAAAAAAACAAAUGCAAAAAAAAAAACAAAUACAAGAACAAAUACAAGAACAAAAACAAAUACAAAUACAAGAACAAGAACAAGAACAAAUACAAAAACAUGAUGAUAAUUCAAAUAUAAUAAAAAAUGUUAUUUCCAAUUUUAUAAAUAAUAUAAUAAAAAAUCUUAUAAAUGAUAAAACAGAACAACCAAACAAAAUAAUAAUGAAUAAACAAAAUAAUAAUCAUAACAUAGCACAUAUUCUGUUACAUCCAUCAAAUCAAAGUAUUCAAUUAAUUUUUAAAUUUGAUAAUCCAUAUAUAUACAAAAUAUUAUGUGUUUCAAAGAAUUAUUCUAUAGUAGUACCUACCAUAUUAUAUGAACAUAAUAAUAAUAAUAAUAAAAGUAAUAAAGGACAAUAUAGCUGUCUCAUCAAAACGAACAAUGUUGUAGGUAAUACAGAAGUACACAUAUAUCCUAUCUUUAUAGAUUAUUUUAACAUAUUCGUAUUACAAAUAAAAAAUUAUAAAAAAAUAAAACAAUUUGUUAGUCUAGAAAAAUAUGAUUUACAUUUUCAUGACAUUGAAACAUAUUAUAUUAAUUUUUGUAAAUAUAAAAUUCAUCAUCCAAUUUGUAUAGAUUCAGAAGAACUAAAAAUUAUGCGCCAACACUAUUUUUUACAAGUACAUAUUAAUCUUGAUUAUAUAAACUCUGUCCAAUUUGUAAAUGAACAAAGUGAAUAUACACUAUACGUUCCAUUAAAAAAAAAGUUCUAUACAUUUCUUAUAUUUCAAAACCAAACUAAGGAUAUUUUUGAACACAUAGAUUUUAAAGCUAUGUAUGAAAAAAAUUCAAAUGAAAAAUUCUUUAUUUUAGAAUAUUUUGCUGAUACUGAUUCUAUUGUUUUACAUGAUAAAAGAGAAUGUGUUACGUUAAAUAUCACAACAUGCUUGUCACCAUAUAAAAGAAAGGAAGGAAAAAAUAAAAGGAUAUUUGAAAAAGGUCAUUCCGUAAUUCAACCUAAUAAUGAUAAUAUAGAUAAGCAUAUUUUAACAAAUAAAAAAUAUAACAAAAUAUUAAAAGUGCUAAAAAAUUCGUCGGACACAUUCUUAUCUAUGAAAACAUAUAAAGAAGGUAAUUAUAUAUUAUAUGUAAAAUUAAUUAGAGAUAAUAAUAUUAUUGUAUCAAAAAAAUAUAAUAUUGUUGUAACAAAUAAUAUACAUGAACAAAAAAGAAAUACACUAACCCUAGAGUUAAGUACCAAUUCAAUUUAUAAUUUUUAUAAACAUUUUCGUCUUUUUAAAAUGUUUCAAAUAUAUAAUUUAUCACAUAUAGAAAAAAUUAAAACACCACCAUAUGAAUGUACAUAUAUUUCUUCUCAUUAUUAUGUAAAUAGAAAUAAUAUUCCUGAUAAAAAAGGAAUUGUUAAAAUAACAAUCAAUAUAUCACAUAUAUAUAGUGCUACUAUACAGAACUAUUAUACAAAAUACAUUCCAUUAAAUGUUAUACAAUAUUUUUAUAUUCACUUAUAUAAUAAAAAUAUGCAAAAGAUUUCAUUCCCAUCAAAUGGUAAACUUAUUUUAAACGUAUCACAUCCAAAUAUAUUAGAUACUAUCAUUAUGAACAAUAGUCAUAUCUAUAUUAUUCCGCAUAAAAUAGGAUGCUCAUUUAUUAAUAUACAUUUUAUUUUAUAUACAAAUUAUAAAGAAUAUGUUCAAACCGAUCAACAAAAUCGAAAAAUUAUAUACAUAGAUAAUUUACACUUAUGUGUUGUAAACUCUAUGAAACUAAAACAUUUUCAUAAAAAAUAUCAUAACUUAUAUUAUCCGAAAAACACAUAUCAACUAUUAAAAGGAUACAAUUAUGAAUUCUCAUAUCAACCAUAUAUAUGUCUAAAAGAUGUUAUGAAAAAAACAAACAAACAAACAUUUCGUCCAUAUAUAUUAAACAAAACUAAUUUUUCUCAUAUGUAUAAAUAUUAUGAAGAAACAAGUUUUAUCAAAAAUAUAAAUGAUUAUUUACUUCAUCCGGUUCAUAAACAUUAUUCUAUAAUUAAUGAUAACUGUACCUUUAUCAAAACCUAA